Messenger RNA from Peromyscus californicus insignis, 3064 nucleotides. It is a transcript of the gene Stk39, whose product is annotated as serine/threonine kinase 39. Gene Ontology annotation, biological process: protein phosphorylation. NCBI's taxonomy places the organism in Eukaryota, Metazoa, Chordata, Mammalia, Rodentia, Cricetidae. Gene Ontology annotation, molecular function: ATP binding; protein serine/threonine kinase activity. The coding region runs from base 154 to 1815 and encodes 553 amino acids. The record is from RefSeq and is a predicted model, not a curated record. The transcript has 19 exons.
CAGGCUCCGGCGGCGGCGGCGGCGGCGGCGGCGGCGGCGGCGGACGGGGAGGGCGUGCGCCGGCCGAGAGGUGUGGGUGACGAGGCUAGGGAAGUUUCAAGUGGAAGGUCGUCGGUCGGCCGGCGCGUCCCUUCACUCUCCUCCCGCAGCAUCAUGGCGGAGCCGAGCGGCUCGCCCGUGCACGUCCAGCUUCCCCAGCAGGCGGCCCCGGUGACAGCGGCAGCGGCGGCGGCGGCCCCGGCGGCCGCGACAUCAGCACCGGCCCCGGCUCCGGCGGCGUCCGCAACCCCGGCCCCGGCUCCCGCUGCGGCCCCAGCCUCGGCCCCGGCAGCUCAGGCGGUCGGCUGGCCCAUCUGCAGGGACGCCUACGAGCUUCAGGAGGUUAUCGGCAGUGGAGCGACGGCCGUGGUUCAGGCAGCCCUCUGCAAACCCAGGCAAGAACGUGUAGCCAUAAAGCGGAUCAACCUGGAAAAAUGCCAGACGAGUAUGGAUGAGCUAUUAAAAGAAAUUCAGGCCAUGAGUCAGUGCAGCCACCCCAACGUAGUGACUUAUUACACUUCCUUUGUGGUCAAAGAUGAACUUUGGCUGGUCAUGAAAUUACUAAGUGGAGGUUCCAUGUUGGAUAUCAUCAAAUACAUCGUCAAUCGAGGAGAGCACAAGAAUGGAGUUCUGGAAGAAGCAAUAAUCGCAACAAUUCUUAAGGAAGUUUUGGAAGGUUUAGAUUAUCUGCACAGAAACGGCCAGAUCCACAGGGAUUUGAAGGCUGGUAAUAUUCUUCUGGGUGAGGAUGGUUCGGUCCAGAUAGCAGAUUUUGGAGUAAGUGCAUUCUUAGCAACAGGGGGUGAUGUUACACGGAAUAAAGUCAGAAAAACUUUUGUUGGUACCCCAUGUUGGAUGGCUCCUGAAGUCAUGGAACAGGUGAGAGGCUAUGACUUCAAGGCUGACAUGUGGAGUUUCGGAAUAACUGCCAUUGAACUAGCGACUGGAGCCGCGCCCUAUCACAAAUACCCUCCAAUGAAAGUGCUGAUGUUGACUUUGCAAAAUGACCCGCCCACUUUAGAAACUGGAGUAGAGGAUAAAGAAAUGAUGAAGAAAUAUGGCAAGUCCUUCAGAAAGUUACUUUCACUGUGUCUUCAGAAAGAUCCUUCCAAAAGGCCCACAGCAGCAGAACUUUUAAAAUGCAAAUUCUUCCAGAAAGCCAAGAAUAGAGAGUACCUGAUUGAGAAGUUGCUGACGAGAACGCCAGACAUAGCCCAGAGAGCCAAGAAGGUACGGCGAGUUCCUGGGUCAAGUGGUCACCUCCAUAAAACUGAAGAUGGAGACUGGGAGUGGAGUGAUGACGAAAUGGAUGAGAAGAGUGAGGAAGGAAAGGCAGCUGCCUCCCAAGAGAAGUCUCGAAGAGUAAAAGAAGAAAAUCCAGAGAUCUCGGUAAACGCUGGUGGCAUCCCCGAGCAAAUACAGUCCCUCUCCGUGCACGACUCUCAGGGCCAGCCCAAUGCCAACGAAGACUACAGAGAAGGUCCUUGUGCAGUCAACCUUGUCUUAAGAUUAAGAAACUCCAGAAAGGAACUGAAUGACAUACGAUUUGAAUUUACUCCAGGAAGAGAUACAGCAGAUGGUGUGUCUCAGGAGCUCUUCUCUGCUGGCUUGGUUGACGGUCAUGAUGUAGUUAUAGUGGCUGCUAAUUUACAGAAGAUUGUAGAUGACCCCAAAGCUUUAAAAACAUUGACAUUUAAGUUGGCUUCCGGCUGCGAUGGGGCGGAGAUUCCCGAUGAAGUAAAGCUGAUCGGGUUUGCUCAACUGAGUGUGAGCUGAUCAAUCCACAGUCUGAGAACAGGCGAGUGCCGCUGCCCGACGGUUGCCGACUUCUUUCCAGAAAGCUGUUUAAUAUUCUUAGCAGUCUCAAUUUGGAUAGCCCGUAAGAGAGGAGUCUGAAACACACUCAGGUGGUCCUGUCUCUUGCUAACAAAAGGAAUCUUCUACCUGAAGCCUUUUCUCCUUCUAUUGUAUUUCUGUUUAAUACUUUAAUUGUACAUCUGACGAUACUGCCUCUCUUAUGUUGUACUUAGAAAUUAAUAUACUUAUAAAAUUCAGAUUUAUUAGCCAAACUUGAAUUCUAGUUUUAAAACUGACUGUGAAUUUUAUUUUUCAUAUAUUUAUGCUUUCCACACCUUAGCGAUGAGGGAACCAGUUUUCAUCCUAUGCUUCCUGCAGUUGAUCUCUGGUUAUUUAAACCAAAAUUUGAGGUCUAUCUUUGGAGUAUUUGUAACUUCUAAUUUUUGAAAUGACUGAAUUAAGAAUUUGGAUGUUUGCUCUUUUGGUUUGUUUGCCUAAAAUCCAGUCCACAAUCCAGUUGUCUCUUGGGAGAGGGAGGUGCCUUGCAAACUUUCAUAUUACGAAUGUGCCUGAGGCUGCUUUACUCUGGAAUAGUCUCAGAUCUAAAACCUGCACUCCAUAAGGCGGCAUACUUAAAUUUUGCUUCAUCAGAACAUUUAGAGUACUAUAAAAAUGUUGCCAUUCUGUUAGAUUGUUAACUACACCCCUGUCUCUGAUUUGGCUCUCCUGAGGUGACGGGAUUUGUUAUUUUUAAGGUGAUAACAUGACAGCACCAGAAUCUGAGUUUUACUUGAAACUCUGCAGAAUACACAGAUGGUGUGAAAAUAAUAGAAAGGGUUUUGUGCAAUGACAAAAGGUAAAAUUGCUGUAAACAUUCAAGAAUAAAUAUUUCCAACCCAAGAACCUUCUGCUUGACUAUGUAUUAUGAACCUAGUGAACGUUAGGAUUUUCAAAUUUCGAGUCUAAACCUUCGAGGAGGUGGGCUCCCAGGAUGGUACCAUUGCUCUUUCCUAGCUAACCCUAGAUAUGGCAGCUCUUUAAUGUACUUUAAAAGCAAAUAUAUAUUACUAAGGAAAGAAGUUAUUUAUAAUUGCCUUGUCAUAAUUGUUAAGGUGUUCUAGAACCAUUUGCAUACAAUUUAAUGUAAUUCCAUUCCAUUCUGUUGUUUACACAAUUACUCAAAGAUAACUGCAAAGGUAAAAGGAAAAUAAAAGUGUAUUGCACAGUG